AUGGCCCUGGAUCAGCAAGAUGCCGGGCUGCACGCAUGUCAUUUUUUCUGGGACUCGGACAGCGCGCGAUUGUCGCCAUGUGCAAUGCGCUAUGUUUCAGUAGUACCUGGCAUUGCUAUCAUCACAAUUGCUGUCUUCCAGAUCCUUGGACGUCUGUUACACAAAUGGCGCCCCAAAUGGACAAAACCGUUCAUCCCAGAGCCCUCGCCGUUCCCUGAACUGGCGUCGAGAACAGGGCCUCAACGACUAGGCUGGGUGAUAUCCCUGCUUGCUGUAUCAAUUGUUGGCUUCGCGGCUGAGCUCAUUAAAGUCAUCCCCAAUGGGUCGGAUAGCGCCAAUUACAUCCUGUUGGUAUCUUGGGCUCUGACUGCCGCGUUAAUUACCAGGGAACGACCACGGUCUAGUCCCGUCUCUCUGCUUGUUUAUUUUGGAACUGCAUUCGCAGUAGAGGCUGCAUACAUACUGAAUGAAAAUGCUUACGGUGUGCAUAAAUUGUUCGCCUACUACCUUGCCGCGGGCGCUGCAGCGGCCGGCUGCGCCGUCAUCCUUGUGAUGCCCCUACGGGAGCCCUUCCUUCCAUGCAUUGAUAUCGGGGUGGUCGGCCAGGCGCCAUCAGCCGACUUCCGCAGCCCAGAGGAUAACUUGAGACUAUGGCAAUUCCUCAGCGUGUCGUGGAUGGCCCCUUUGAUGUCCUUGGGGAAACAAAGGCAACUGAACGAGGACGACGUAUGGUUUCUGGGGUUUGAGUUCCAACAUCGCCGACUGCAUGAGAAGUUCCGCAAACUCCAGGGGUCGGUGGUCACUCGGUUGCUUCAGGCCAAUGGAAUUGACGUCCUCAUUAUUACGUUGAUUUCCAUCGUGCAGAUGCUCUGCGGCUUUUCCACCCCGGUUCUCCUGCAGCAGCUUUUGCAGGCAAUGAAUUUCCCGGAUAGAAAGAGAGUUGCUUUGACUUAUGCUCUUUUGUCCUUGUUUCUUCGUUUCGUGUCUGCCCAAUUACAGGUGCUGAACAUCUGGUAUGGCAGAAGGUGCUAUGAGAGAAGCAGGGGUGAGAUGAUGAUGAUGAUUUAUGAAAAAGCCUUAUCUAGAAAAAAUGUCUUUGAACAGCAGGUGAAAGACAAGGAAGAGGAAGAGCAACUUUCAAAUGGAGACGAUAGCAAUGACGAUGUUGAAGGUGGGCCCAAGCAGCGGAAGCUCUGUGGGCUUUUCAAUCGAUCGCAAAGCCCUCAGCAAGAAAGACCAAAGACAGCGGCUUCCAUGGGAAAGAUAUUUAACCUUCUCCGCGGAGACGCCUACGAGGUAGCCCAGCGAUUCUGGGAAGUUGACCGUCUUGUCGAUAAGCCCUUAGGUCUGAUUAUUGCCAUUGCUCUUGUUUGGAAGCUACUUGGGCCUUCAUGUUUCCUGGGCAUUGUAGCUAUUCUGGCUGGCCAAGCGAUCAAUGCUAUCAUCACCCGUACUCUCUUCAAAUGGGAGCGUGUCCGCAGGCUGGCGACUGAUACCAGGCUACAGAUCUCUUCCCAGUUUGUGGAAGCACUGCGUCACCUUCGUUGGUAUGGGUGGCAGAACCAUUGGCUCGGCCAGGUCCUUGAUGCGCGGCAGUCCGAACUGAAUCUUCGAAUCAUUACCAGUCUUUGGACGGUUCUGAUUCAGUUCAUCAAUGUCUUCACAAGCGGCUUGUUUCCUGUUGUGGCAUUGUAUGCUUAUACGGUGCUGGCAGGUCAUCCCCUUCGGAUCGACAUCAUCUUUCCUGCACUCCAGCUGUUCACUAUGCUAGAAACUCGGAUACGAGAAAUCCCCAUGCUCAUCACGAUACUCAUUAACGCAUCCAUCUCAGUGGAGCGAAUUGAGGAUUUUAUGCAUGAGCCAGACAAGGAAACGAAAGACACGUCGAGCGACUCCGACUCUUCGCUACUGUUGGACUCCUGUUCAUUUGCUUGGGCCGGGAGGAAAUUACCUGUCCUGUCGGAUGUUAAUCUCAAGAUCUCCCAGGGACUGACUGUCAUCUGUGGCAAAGUGGGUGCAGGAAAGACCGCACUUCUCCAGGCGUUGCUGGGCGAACUAGAUCGUAUCGAUGGUGUUGCACACAUUCCCAAUGAGAUGGUCGGCUAUUGCUCCCAGACACCCUGGUUACAAAGCAUGAGCAUCCGAGACAAUAUUCUCUUUUCAUCGCCUUAUGACGAACAGCGGUAUAAGCGCGUUCUCGAUGCUUGCGCUUUGCUUCCCGAUCUCGCCAAUUUCAAACAUGGCGACCUGUCAUUCGUGGGCGAGAAUGGCGUCGGUCUUUCAGGUGGACAGAAGGCACGCGUUGCUCUUGCUCGAGCAGUAUACAGUGCAGGAAGCAUUUUGCUCCUUGAUGAUCCGCUGUCCGCCUUGGACCACAAUACAGCGGAGACCAUCGUCCGCAGAUGCUUCUCGGGUCCUUUAAUGCAGAACCGAACCGUUGUCCUCGUCACGCACCGCACCCAUCUCGUUGGCCACAUCGCGGAUCAGAUCAUCGAAGUCCAACAUGGCCGAGCUACAGUGCAAAACCGACAAGCUGCAAUCGCUUCUCAUGACUCCAGUGCGGACGAUACUUCAUCGUCUCAUACAGUAGAUAAUGAGUCCGAGAAUGAAGCCGAAAUUGAGGAUGACACGGCCGCGGUACCAGACAAGUUCAUUGAAGAGGAGCAUCGGGCCGAAUGGGGCGUGAAAGCCCGGGUUUACUGGAAUUACAUCAGAGCCGGAAAGUAUAAAUGGUGGUCUGCGCUUGUUGUCGUCGUGGCGGUGUCUCGAGUCACCUCAGUCGCACAAGCAUGGUUUCUCAAAGAAUGGGGUGAAGCAUAUAACCAAUUCGUUCUUUUCUUUGAGUACUCGGGGUCGAACAUCAUGUCUAUUGCCUCUGGAUCCGACACCCAAUCGAUUCUCUCAAACACAGUUAACUGGCUGCCCAAGAGCCCGAUCGACGAUUUGCCCGCUCCAGCAGAAGAUGUUCGCCCGUGGUUGCUAGCAUUCUUUGCUAUCACGGCCUUCCAGUCCGUCGUUAUGCUCUUGUCGCAAUUGUUGAUGCUGGUUGUUGUCUACUAUGCUGGCAAAACAAUGUUUCAGCAGGCCAUGGUGCGAGUCAGCCAUGCGACGUUCCGAUUCUUCGAUGUGACUCCCAUUGGUCGAUUGAUGAACCGGCUGACGUCGGAUAUUGGCGUGGUGGAUGGGAACAUCAGCCAACAGUUUCAAAUCAUUGCAUUUCUCGCCAUUACGUGGAUUUCGUCUAUGAUAGUGAUUGCUUCCGUGACCCCGACUUUCCUCGGAUUCUCCGUGAUCCUUACUGUCGCCUUCAUCAUCACGUUCUUGCAGUUCCUCCCAACCUCGCAGAGCUUGCGACGGCUAGAAAUGGUAUCAUUGAGCCCUUUGAUAUCCAACUUUGGCGAACUUCUGCACGGCUUGACAACUGUCCGUGCAUUCCAUGCAGAGACGCGUUUCCAGGAUCGGGUUAUCGCAGUCGUGGACAAGUUCCAAGGCAUGGAUCAUUUCUACUGGUCGCUACAGAGCUGGCUGAUGUUCCGCUUUGAGAGUCUAUCUGCCAUAUCCACUUUUUGCCUGACAGUGCUUGCUCUCUACACAAGUGUCUCUCCCGGCUUGGCUGCAUUUGUUCUCAUCGCCGCUAACAGCCUGGUCGACGCCACUCACGGGCUUUGCAAACAGUACGGUCAGUUGCAGAUGGACUUUGUCUCCGUGGAGCGCGUGGACGAGCUGCUGCACGUGGAGGAAGAAAAUCCGGGCACCAUCGAACCACCCGCCUCGUGGCCCAAAUUCGGUCGCGAUAUUACAUUCGACGGCGUCACGAUCCGCUACGCUCCUCAUCUCGAUCCCUCACUCAAGAACAUCUCCCUGCGGAUUCCUGGAGGCUCCACCACCGCUAUCACCGGCCGCACAGGUAGUGGGAAAUCCACACUCGCCGUCUCCCUUCUCAGCGUCAUCCGCCCCGAAUCCGGCCGCAUCCUGAUCGAUGACAUCGACAUCGCACAAGUGAGCACCCAAGCACUACGCACACGAAUCACCUUCGUCGCGCAAGACCCCGUCCUCUUCCCGGGAAGUAUCCGCCUCAACCUUGACCCAACAGGCGACUACGCCGACGAAGAAUGCGCCGAGAUCCUCAGACGAGUAUGUGGCCGACACAACUGGACUCUCGACACACACGUGGAGGCUGGAGGCCGGAACCUCAGCCAGGGCGAGCGGCAGCUUAUCGGACUAUCCCGGGCGGUGCUGCGUCGCAGCUCGAUUGUUAUUCUGGAUGAGGCGACGGCGUCGAUCGACCACGAGAGCUCGUUGGAGAUUCAGCAGAUUAUUCGUGAGGAGAUGAAGGAGUCGACUGUGAUUACUAUUGCGCAUCGGCUGGAAGCUAUCAAGGAUGCGGAUUAUUAUAUCGUUUUGGAUCAGGGCGGAGUGGCUAGGCAGGGGUAUGUUAAGGAUAUGUGA
Molecule: messenger RNA, 4449 nt
Organism: Aspergillus melleus
Lineage: Eukaryota; Fungi; Ascomycota; Eurotiomycetes; Eurotiales; Aspergillaceae
Product: putative ABC bile acid transporter
Exons: 4
Coding region: 1-4449 (1482 amino acids)
Biological process (GO): transmembrane transport
Cellular component (GO): fungal-type vacuole; membrane
Molecular function (GO): ATP hydrolysis activity; ABC-type peptide transporter activity; ATP binding
Source: RefSeq, a predicted model, not a curated record